Molecule: messenger RNA, 1872 nt
Organism: Coccomyxa subellipsoidea C-169
Lineage: Eukaryota; Viridiplantae; Chlorophyta; Trebouxiophyceae; Coccomyxaceae
Exons: 13
Coding region: 1-1872 (623 amino acids)
Source: RefSeq, a predicted model, not a curated record
AUGGCAGCCAUUUCCGAGAAAUACAAGAAUAUUCUCGUCGGCAGGAUCCUGAAGAAAGUGCAGGAUGGUGUCGAGAUGAAUGGCGUGGUGCAUUGGGAAGGGGAUGCGGGGACAGAUGUCCUCACGCAAGAGGAGGUAUGGAAGAUUGCCACGAAUGAGUUCACAACGGCCAGCUGGAUGAUUCCAGAUAUUCUGGAACGGCAGAAGGUCGGGUGGGAUGAGUCAGCGUUGGACAUGGAGGAUCUACGCCUGAAGUCAAUCUAUGACAAGGCAAUGAGCACACAUGCAGUCAACAAAAAGGCUGCUGAAGCAGCCAGGGACAUAGUGGCUGCACUGGAAGGCAGGAAAGUCCAGCCACCCCAGCCGUCACUCCAGGAUUUAUUUGGGCAACCUGUGGACUCCUCCAAAGUGUUUCCUGUGACAGCACUGCACAAGUACAAAACCAUAAAAAAACAGGGCCACAUGGCCAACAAGACAGGCGACGUUCUCAAUGAGAAGAAAGAUGACGCCACCUACAAGGUCCUGGACGCUUCUCUCCUGCCCCCUCUUACGCCAGAGCUCAGAGAGGAGGCCAUCAGGCUGGUGUGCGCCAGAGUGGCAUUUGCAGAGACGCUCAAGCAGGCAAAGGAGAAGGUGAAGAAGAGCAAGGAAUUUCUAGCAGAAGCGGUGAGGCAAGAGUCGGGAGAGGAUGAGCCUGCAGAGGAGGGGCCUGAGGGUGCAGCAAAGCCAGCCGACAGAAAGCUGGACCCAGAACAGGCCCAGAAAGCGGUGGAUGAGGCUGAGGCCUUUCUGGCACAGGCCAAGGUGGAUGCUGAGGUGGCAGCCAAGGCUGCACGCAAUUUCGAGGAGAAGCAUGGGCUCCUCGGCAAGGACCGACCAAGUUCGGGACAGGUCGGGCGCAAGUCUGCCGCCAAGGAGAAUGCGCAGCCCUCCAAGGCCGUCAAGCCCCUAAAGGAAACUGCCGCUGAUGCCAAGGGCAAAGGCCGCGCGGAUGCUACUGCUGGCAGCAAGAAGAUUCCCUUUGGGCAGAGCAGCGUCCGCGCAGCCCAGAAGAAGGAGGCCCACGCGCGCCGUUCGGCCGCCACAGCCGCCAAGAAAAACGCGGCGACCGCUGUCGAGGGAAAGGGCAAGGCGAGUGUCGUGGAUGCUGCCGACCCUGAUGCCCCCGGCCCCUCGGCCGGCCCGUCGAAGCGUCCGUCCGCCGGCGUUGCCUCCCCCACGCGCGCCGCCAAAGCCGCGGCGGCUGCCGCGAAGCGCGCGGAGAAGAAGCGCGCCGGCGCUGCAGGGGCGAAAGGCAAGGAGGCCGCUGUGGUCCCGGAGGCUGAUGAGGAGGAGGAGCGCGAGCGCUCGCUGACAUCAUCCAUCCGCCUCAACCUCUCAGACGCCAACGGCGACGGCGGUGUCUCUGAUGACGUCAUCGUCCUGGACAGUGCCACCACCGGCGCUCCCAGCGCAGUCGCUGCCGCGUCCGACGACGCCGAAGUGUCGCCGAACGGCGACGUGGCCAUGGGCGAAGCAGAGCAGAAGGCGCCCGCUGGUGCUGCCGAGGAGGAAAUGCGCAGAUUUCCUGACGGGCGCGCAUAUCCUGAGAGGCUGUGCAUGCAGCAUGGAGAUAGGCUGCUGGCAGACUGGUCAGCCGCAGAGGCCAACAAUGAGCUUGAGGAUGACACUGAAUAUGAAGUCAUUGCAAUUCUUGACGAGCGCAAGAGGAAGGGGAAGAGGGAAUUCUUGGUGAAGUGGCGGGGGUUUGAGCUGAACCCCGAGCAGUGGUUCCCUCAUACACUGUUCACAGAGUGCGAGGCGCUCGAACAAUGGGAGGCCGCACACCCGCCCGCCGCUGGCCAGAAACGAAGCAGAGGGCGCACGGCCUGA